This is a messenger RNA of Sphenostylis stenocarpa, 699 nucleotides long. NCBI's taxonomy places the organism in Eukaryota, Viridiplantae, Streptophyta, Magnoliopsida, Fabales, Fabaceae. The record is from the annotation of a GenBank genome assembly.
AUGGAACUCUCUCUGUUCCACCAGCAGCACCAUCCUAUGAUUCUCAAUUGCCCCAUGACCAUAACAAGAAUACACAGAAGACUGAACAAGAAAAAUUCAAAUAGGUUACCAUGCCACUGCUCAUGUUCUUCCACAAAUAAAACUGCAGCAGAACCAGUUAAAGUGUCUUUAAGUGUUGAAGGAAGGAGGGCAUUACUCAGUUGUAUUCUCACAACUGUCGCUGGAAUCUACGCAUGUGAUGUUGCUGGAGCUGUUAGCACAAGUAGAAGAGCUCUAAGAGGAGCAAAAAUUCCUGAAAGUGAUUAUACAACCUUGCCCAAUGGUUUGAAGUACUAUGAUUUGAAGGUCGGGAGUGGAGCUGAGGCUAAAAAGGGAUCCCGUGUUGCAAUUCACUAUGUCGCCAAAUGGAAGGGUAUCACCUUUAUGACUAGUAGACAAGGAAUGGGAGUUGGAGGAGGAACGCCCUAUGGAUUUGAUGUUGGCCAAUCUGAGAGGGGAACAGUCCUUAAAGGGUUGGAUUUCGGAGUGCAGGGCAUGCGAGUAGGAGGCCAGCGACUGUUGAUUGUUCCUCCUGAACUUGCCUAUGGAAGCAAGGGAGUUCAAGAAAUUCCUCCCAAUUCAACAAUAGAGUUGGACAUUGAACUGCUUUCUAUCAAACAAAGUCCGUUUGGGACUCCUGUAAAGAUCGUUGAAGGUUAA